This is a messenger RNA of Panthera uncia (snow leopard), 4181 nucleotides long. RefSeq lists its product as uncharacterized. The transcript has 2 exons. Bases 1272 to 4181 code for a protein of 969 amino acids. NCBI's taxonomy places the organism in Eukaryota, Metazoa, Chordata, Mammalia, Carnivora, Felidae. The record is from RefSeq and is a predicted model, not a curated record.
AUAAUGGAACAAGAUCCAACUUCAAAACCCCCACUUUUAUGCAUAUUGGACAGCCCCCAGCAAUUUAGGCUUUUCAGUGAGACCCUUUCUGAUGACAUUCUGAGGUCAUACAGGGCCUUUGUCAUGUAUGUGCUUCUGUAUCAGAAGAAGAAAACUCCCUGUGCAGGGUGUGAUGUGCUACAGGCCCCACCAUGCAGCCUGCACAGUGGCCUCAGAGCCCCCAGGUCCAGGCCCUGCCUUGGCUAGGACCUGGGGCUGCCAUGCCUGCAGAUCCGCUAUAAGCCCUAUUAAUAGGUCUGUUCUGGUGCAAAACUGGAAUAGCCACCCUGCCUCCAGAGCCAGGUGCACACCCACCCGGUGAAGACAAGAUUGAAGAUAAGCAGUUCCCCACUUCACCUGCAGAACCAGAGCAACAGGGAUGGAGUCAAGAAACUGACCAUGAUGAUUUUGAGACAUUGUCCCACCAGAGCGAAAGUCAAUCAGACACAAAAACCGACUCCUUUGAAAGUGCUUCCGACACAGAGUCCCUGCCUUGUGGCUUCACAGGGGGAACCUGCCUUCCUCUAAGUGGUACCUCUGUGGACAGAGAAGGACACUGGGGAUGCCCUGACAUACCAGCAACCAGAGCUCCUCAGGAGCAGCAUUCAACUAAUGUCCCUGAGCUUGACUCAAAAGAGGAACUAGAUUUGUCCCCUGGCUUCAAGGAAGAGUCUUAUGAAACUGGGUUCCAAACCUUUGCUGCAGUUGCUGGAGAAGAGAAGACAGAACACUUCCAGGACAGCAGUGUGGCCAGCCUGGAGCAAGAGUCUUUUCUGGCAGGGUCUCCUCACCACACAGAGGGCUGCUCACAGGGCACCACAGGCAGCUACAGUCUCCAGCCAGCAAAGGCAACUGCACAAGUCCUCGGGGGGUUCUCUAUUUCUUCUCUUCAGAAAUCCAGGUCUGAGAGUUGUCUGGACAUCCCAGUGGUCUGGCCCUUCCUUCUCUGGUGCUGUGAACUGGGCCAGAGCUGGCCACAUAUCCACAGCAGGGCCAGGGGACCUUUCAAAGGCCCUGAGCACAGCACAGGCCCUGUGGGAGCCAGAACAAAAAAGGGAAGUACUCUAGGCCCUGAAGAGUACACAGACUUGCUCUGCUUCCAGCCCUGCUCUGAUGCCCCUUGCCAGCUUCCUUUAGGGACAUCUUGCCUCCUUCAUGCCAAGCUUCACCACAGUGCCCCCGAAAAUAUUAAUGACGAGGACAGAACAUCCACAGAGCACUGCUGUCAGCACAUGAGGAUACUGACUAGGGCCCACUCCAUAGCAGUGUUUCCCUUAAGAUACCCUGAGAAUCCUCCAGGGCAGAAUUUUGUGAAAUUUGGGACUCAUUUGAAGGAAGGGACUGAAGCAGAACGAGACCCAAGAACACGAAACCCUCUCCACCCUGUCUUCACCCGACUGUCUCCUUUACUUCCUGCUUCCCAGAGGAGGGCCCCUUAUUUGCAGGAUCAGUAUAAACCCAGUGCUCUUAGCUGGAAAAGGGCCUUUCAGGACACACCCUGUGAACAUCUCUGGCUGGAAAACCAGUUGGGACAGGAUUCUAGAUCCUGCCCAGUCUCUUCAUGCCUUACUGCAGACUCCGUGAGCUUUAGCACAGAGGAAGUGCCAGUGCCCACAGAGUGCAAGUCGGAACAUAGCCCAGAAAACCUACAAGAGGAACCCCAAGGCACUGGCCCUGCACCAAACGAUGCUGAUGUGAGUGACAGACAAAAGCACCUUCAGGACAUUUCUGUUGAGGCAGGAAACCAAACCAGUAAUUACGGAUCAAAGUACAUUCUCAGUGAGAAAAGAAAGCCACCUGUUAGGGCCAAGUUCCCACAUCAUUCCAGCAAUAGCGGGACACAGGUGUGGAACAGAGACUGGAUGGGUUGCUGCAAAGUGAGUGAUUGUUCAGAUACUCCAGAGAUCACCCUGAAAUCAAGUGCAACAGACACCUCAAAGGAGCUGGAAGAUGUGAUGGUUCUAGACCCCCAAGGCACCAAAAGUGCCUUGCCGGAAUUUUCAGAAACCAGAGCAGCCCCUGUGUCUCGUUGCAGUGGUGGGGAUGAGUGCCACCAGGGGCUGGCAGGUGGUGCCUGGCCCUCUCCUGAGGGCCUGAAGCUAGGGCCCAAGGUGGAAACAUCUAGGGGCAGGUGCACACUCAUCAUUGUAGCUGUUGAGCAGAAAGGUCUGCAGGCCACCAGGAGGAAAACAGGUCCUCUUCCAGAAACACUGUCCGAAUUUCUGGAGGAAAAACCAGGAUCUCCCUGCGGUGCUGGGACGACCUCCUGGGAGUCUCCCAGGGCUGGGAAACCACAAACUUGCGGCAGUGAGUGUGCGCUGCCGGAGGCCAGCAGACUGGCAGACGACGAUGGGACUCUUCAGAAGGGGGCCCACGACGCAGAGCUUGCGAUAGUUCUGGUCCCCGAAGCUGCCUCGGAAGAGAGGCCCCGGGACAAAGACACUUGUUCCCAGGAGCCUGCCCAGGCCCGGCUGAGCAGGGGUGAGGCUGCCGAAGAGAAACCGCCUGGGGCAAGGUGGAUCCCCGGUUUUGGGACACACAGGGCACAGGCUGCUAGGCCUCCCGCCCCCGGGCCUGAAGAUGCUCACGGGGCCCAGGGCCUUCACCCCGAGACGGGGAGCCUGGCGGGUGGGACGGAGGCAGCGCAGAUGGGUUCGGAAGCCCCAGCCUCUGCCUGCGCCCACGCACCCCCGCCGCCGCCGCCGCAGGGCCAGCCCCGCCGCCCCUGCAAGGCCUUGCAGGAGCCCGGGAAGCGCCGGACGGUUCCCAGAGUGACCUCCCUCAGGAAAGGCAGGUCCGCUUCCGACAGCCCAGGCGUGGAGCCCGGCGCGCAGGGACCCGGGCGUCUGCAGCCCACUCGCCCCGCUCCACCCGGUGCCUCCGCCCCGACCGCGGGUUCUUCGGGCCUUGAGGAACUGCGUGCAGACGGUCGGGGCCCUGCGGCCUAUUGGCCGCUCCAAGUGGGCGCGGGCGCAACUCUGAAGACCAUUUCCCGGGGCGCAGGUGGGGAAGCUGCAGGGCUAAGGAAAGGGGACCAUGUGGCAACACCAGAGGACCUGGGCAGCAGGACACCGUCCUCAGAAAGGGCUGAUGCCAAGAGACUCAAAACUCCAGAGAAAAGGCUCAGGGCAAGGCUGGCCUUAGCUCAUAAGACCUUUGCAAAUUUUUUUGAGUCAAAGGUUUUAGAAAAAGAGAACACUGAUGAAUGUUGUCCAGGUGCCCUCAAGGGCCGGAAGGAGAAGAGCAGGCCGCGCCAGAGUUCCUGGCGUGCAUUUCUGAAAAACAAAGAUGUAGAAGCCCCCAAAAGGCCCGCCGUAGUGAGUCUGGUUCCAGGACCGGAAAUCUUGAAUCUCCUCAGACCCUCUCCCCCAGGGACCAAUAGUCACUGUCAGGAGCAGGCAGAAGACAAGGAAAGCUGUGUGUUUGGAGAUCACUGGCCACCCCCACAUGCUCCCACACCUUUGUCAUCCAGCAAUUUGGUCUCUCCAGAUAACAGGAGAAAAAGUGAACCAACCAUCAAAUGCACAAGCCCCCAGGAAAGUGGUAGGUACCUAACUUCAGGUAUCUUUCCUGAGAAGUCCUGGCUGAUGUCACCCACCAGCCCUUGUGCCCAGCAGACUGGGAUCAGCCGCACCCUUCCAUCCAGCUCUGCCUGUUGCUUGGCAUAUGGGAGCCAAGGCAUGCCCAGCAAACCCAUGAGUCCCAAGCCCCGAAACCCCAGGCCUGGUGCUCAUCGGGCAGAUUUCCACUACCCAGGCAGGAGCAGUGCUGUCUCCAUGGUUUCCCUUGGAAGCUACAUGGAUGUGGAUAACAGCUCAGAGGCUUCUGAAAGGCCCAGGACCCCCAAGGCCCCAGCAAGCCUCCUACUUUCUCUGCAAACACUAGACCAGGAUGACCAGAAGGAAGAGAGCAGGAAAAGAGGCUGGCAUCACCAUGGCCUGAGCACAGCACCCUCACUCAUGGACCUUCCUGGGACUGAGGUGAGUUCCCUGUGUUUCGCACCAACCUCUAAAUGCAAGAAGCUACAUGGUAAAUGUUCCAAAGUGAGGGGAGAGGUGAAGCAAGAAGGCCAGUCUGCCUUCUGUGGGGAGGGCACCACUCACACUCCCAGAUGGCUCAACCCUAAUCAACACAGUGUGUGA